UCUCUUCAAUUAGAUCUCUUUGGUCAGGUAGAUCUCUUUUUCGAUUUUCACUGUCUCGGGAUUCGCCAAAUGUUUAGCAUUUGACGCCGGCCAGUCGCAAUGUCUCGGGGGAACGACUUGGAUGCGGAUCUGGAGGUGGAUCUCCAGGAGGGGGACAGGGAUAGCCAGUCGGCGGCCACCACUGUCACGCUGGAGGAGCGCCAUGGCAAGCCCCAGGUGCGAUUCUUCAGCAUCGGACCCAGCAGCUACCAGGUGCGGUGUCCAUUGUGCCAGCAGAAUUCGAAAACGGAAACCGUGGAGAUGACAGGAGCACUGGGCCAGCUCAGCUGCCUCUUGUCCACUUUGUCCUGUUGCUUUCCCAUCUUUGCUUUGACGUUCGUCUACUCCUGCCUGCAAAGUCGCCUGAAAUCGAAACGUGUGUUCUGCAGCCGAUGCGGUGGUCACCUGGGCUUCCACUGGCGUCCCACUUAGUGCGCUUGCCACUUAGAUGGCUCUCUGAAAUCCACGCAAAUGAUCUAUAAAUAAACCGGCAGCUGUUGUCAAAUUUUUUAAUAAGUUA
Drosophila sechellia is the source of this 559-nucleotide messenger RNA. RefSeq lists its product as uncharacterized. Bases 100 to 471 code for a protein of 123 amino acids. NCBI's taxonomy places the organism in Eukaryota, Metazoa, Arthropoda, Insecta, Diptera, Drosophilidae. The record is from RefSeq and is a predicted model, not a curated record. The transcript is spliced from 2 exons.